Messenger RNA from Sorghum bicolor (sorghum), 1027 nucleotides. RefSeq names its product 21 kDa protein. Bases 125 to 769 code for a protein of 214 amino acids. Gene Ontology annotation, biological process: negative regulation of catalytic activity. The transcript has a single exon. NCBI's taxonomy places the organism in Eukaryota, Viridiplantae, Streptophyta, Magnoliopsida, Poales, Poaceae. The record is from RefSeq and is a predicted model, not a curated record. Gene Ontology annotation, molecular function: enzyme inhibitor activity.
UUGCUUGCAGUUGCAGGUCGUCGGUUUACGCUUGGGUUGGCAGCAUGCACUUAAAAAGCACCACCACACCACACCACACGCCAAGAAAUUAAAAAGCAACCGGCCAACGAGUCACAGCAUAGAGAUGACGCUCCCGCGCCGCCGCCACCUUGUCCUGCUCGCCGGCCUCCUGGUCCUCGUCGUCGUCGCGGCCACCGCCACCGCGUCGACGGAUUCCUCUUCCACCACGGCGGUGGCGGUGGACUUCGUGCGGCGGUCGUGCCGGUCGACGGAGUACCCACGGGUGUGCGAGACCACGCUGGUCCCCUGCGCGGCGAGCGUGGGUCGGAGCCCGCGGCGGCUGGCGCGGGCGGCGCUGGUGGUGGGCGCCGACCGCGCGCGCAACUGCUCCGCCUACAUCCACGGCAGCCGCAGCGGCAGCGGCGGGGCGAUGAAGGACUGCGCGGAGCUGGCGCGCGACGCGGAGGACCGGCUGCGGCAGUCCGCGGCGGAGAUGGAGCGGAUGGGCCGCGCCGGCACCCCGCGCUUCGCUUGGUCCCUCAGCAACGUCCAGACCUGGGCUAGCGCCGCGCUCACCGACACCUCCACCUGCCUCGACUCCCUCGCGCAGCACAAGGACCGCGGCCGCGGUGGCAAGGGCAGCGACGGCGACGACGAUGCCGUCAGGGUGAAGAGGAGGGUGGUCGCCGUCGCGCAGGCCACCAGCAACGCGCUCGCGCUCGUCAACAGGCUCCAGCCGGCGACGCACCGGCAGAGGCUCCUCCUGUGACUCUCUCUCUCUCUCGUAGCUGCAGCUUGCUAUGGAAGUCGGUGCUGCUGAUUCCUCAUCGAUCCUCCUCGCUCCAUGUCCGAUUCCUCACUUCCCCUGCAUCUCCUUCGCCAAUCCCAUGUAUGUAUGUAUGAAUGAAUGUAUGGACUAUGGAUAUGGUUCGAUCAGCUUGCUCGAUUUCGUAGUUCUCUUUGUCUGUCAGUAGUAAUUGUGCAGCUGGGAUCAUUCGAUACCUACUAAUGAUUGUUCAGGGUUAUA